Messenger RNA from Aptenodytes forsteri (emperor penguin), 9306 nucleotides. RefSeq names its product zinc finger CCCH-type containing 11A (gene ZC3H11A). Bases 5534 to 7969 code for a protein of 811 amino acids. NCBI's taxonomy places the organism in Eukaryota, Metazoa, Chordata, Aves, Sphenisciformes, Spheniscidae. The record is from RefSeq and is a predicted model, not a curated record. Gene Ontology annotation, molecular function: metal ion binding. The transcript is spliced from 18 exons.
AAACUGAAGAUCCCAGUGCAGGUGCCUUAUGAGCGUACGUUAUUUUCAGUUAAAACCUUGUGCCUUCCUUUUGUAGCAAUGCGUAUAAGGGGCGUGCUGUAAUGUAGUCAUCUGACAAAUUGCUCCUCCGUUCCCCAAAGGAACUGCCUUCAGGAUCUGACUAACUCUGGAUGCACCCGGUUGUCAUCUUAAUUUCUCCUUUAGGUUGUUUAAAACAACCCUAUUGGGUGACGUUUGGUUUUGUUCUUAAGAAUUGAGUCUCAGAGGUUUCUGGUUUCUUACAUUGAUGUUUAUAAUGAAAGUGCAAAAGUGAUUUUUACUGUUGCAGGGAUCCAUGUGUGGAGCCUACAGAUUGUUCCCAGAACUGGUGCUCUGGGAUGCACGCUGCACUCGGAGAUUGAGCUCUGGGCCAUACGUUCAAAAUAAAACACUGUGUUAUUUGAUUGUAAAAAAGGAGAUCUCCCGGGGAUAGGGGAUUUUGAAACGAUAACAGAACCACCGCUGUGGCACGUGGUUGAAUUGGACACACGUUAAGCUGGUCAGGCUGAACAGAUAGGCUGAAUUUGUUGCUGGAUGGCCAGGUGUUUCAGGAGAAAAGCUAGUCUAGAGAAAACUUUCUCUUGCUGUUGCUUCUCAUCUAAAAUGGCACCCUUCCAAAUGGCUGCUUCCAGGGGAAAUUGACUCUUUUUGAGAUUUAAUAAAACAUUUCAGCAAGGAAGAUGAAUCACCAUAGUAAAUUGCUGCCAGGCCCCGGUGUUGAUUUUAGUAGAAAAAGAAUGAGUGCCUUUUCUUUUCUUUAAGUAUGCCUGUCUCACCCAAGAGUAGAUGUAGCAGCUUUAGCAGUCCCCUUACUUUGGAAUUGAUUCUCGAUGCCCAUUCGGACAUCGAGGAGGAAAAGCUGGUGGACAGAACGAUAGAGGAGAGCCACCCACUAAAAAUGUAGGAAAGAAGGGGUUAUGCAUUAAGGGAAAGCCACUACAUAGAAAAUUGGUGCUAUCUAAAAAUCUAUUAAGGAUCUGGGACCUGCAGAUACUGCUGCACCUGAGUGUGCUGCAGUCAUGCCUGUUGCCACUGAGCAAGAUGGAGAGAGCUUCUUCAUUGAACGCAGUAUGUUAAAGCAUGCACUGUUGCCUGGAAGAAGAGCAAAGACUUCCAUUAUGUGGAACUUUGGAUCUGUGGUUCACCUGGUGUGCCAUAUCCAGCAUACGGUUUUUAAAAAAAAUCAACUGUGGCAAGCCAGGUACUCAUCUGGGGACACUGACUCUUUGGUGACAUCUCCAAGCAGAGCGUUGUGUACAUUGGGCCGCGGCUAACAGCCAGGUGUCUCAGCUGUAAGCGCUGUAGGGAGGGUGAACAUGCCUGUAACGUGUCUGUCAACCAUCUCCCCAGACAGGAGUUUUAGCAGUGGGAGUUCGACGUAUGUUCUCAGCUCUUGUGUCAGCAGUGACAGCGUGGCAGAGCCAGCGGGCUGGUUUUUCAGCUGGAAGAGGAGGAGUGGACUGCAGAUGUGCCCCUGUAAACAAGAGCUGUCAAAGAGAUUUGCCGUAGAUGUGGGUCGUACCAGUGUAGCCGUUGCAGCUGCAGCAGUAGUGGAUCCUGGAGCGUCUGGAGAAGAUAGGAGUUUUCUUCACGGAAGCGAUACUGUCAAAAGCCUUUUGAUGCCAGAAAUUAGACAAACGCAUCUGUUGUCUGGAACUUCUCAGUUGACCCUCGGUAUACCUGGCACGCUCCUUGCAACGUUUAAAAAGUGUGUUGGGCAGGGCAGGGACUCGCCUUGGCGCUUCCACGUUGCAGCAACACUUGCAGAUCACGCGUCCUGCACACUGGGCCAGGACCUAAAUCUGAUGGUGCUGUUGAUAACCUGAAGCUCGGGAAGCACUUCUGGAUUUUUCUACUGUUCCACAUGAAUUUUUGCCCCAUGAAGGUGACGUAUUGAGCUAUUUCUUUUCAACGGAUAGGCUUAGAGCCAGUUGUGGUUUAACAUCUCCAGGCUUGGGUGUUCCUAUUCCAUCUUUGCCUACUGAGCAGGUGCUUGGUAGGAGAAAGGACAUAAAUCUUAACCAUGGGACUCAGACUCUCAAGUACAUACUGCUGUGAAGAAGUUCAGAUAUGAAAAUGCACUUAAAUAACAGAUAAACAGAGGUAUUAUAAAAUUGAUUACUGAAGACAUUUAUGCCAACUUGUUCAUACAGAUUGUGGCGCUAGACAGUCAGUUCCCAUCUAUAAUGUGACUAUACAGCAUUGUAAAAGAAAAGUUUUUCAUACCUUUGGAGAAAGCACAACACAAAAAUGCACAUUUAACUAUUGAUACGUAGACCCUGAAUGAACCGUGGACUACUUGACAGUGAUGGCCCAAGGUUAUCUUUUGAUACACUGCACCAGCAGAAGUCCCCUUUUAGAAAACAGGCAGCUCCCUCCCACUGGCUUUGCUAAAACUUCUGCAGUAGGAAGCGUCCUACAAGAACCAAGUUACCAAACUGAUGUGUGGCUUUCCCUUAAUCCCCUCACCCCUGGCUUUCCAGCUUCCGACAGCACUGCCGACGCUGUGUGCGCAGUGCUAGGUGCCAGCUGCAAUGUUUUACAUAUAUUUUAAAAUUAAUGAAUCAGGACUUUGAGCACGGGAGCACUGAGAACAGGUUAGCGGGUGCUUAAUAGAUUUGCUUGCUCAUUCUGCUGAGGCCCAUCAAAUUCUUCAGGAAUUCCAGCAUUCAAACCAUUUUCCACAGAUCACUUGAAGCAGGAAAUAGCUGCUCAGUGAAUCUCUUUCUACCUUUUAUAUGUUAAAGUGACUUCAAAACAACAGAAAGUGGAGCAGCAUCCUCCUGCGAGGGAGAAUGGGACUAUUCUCAGGUCAUUCCAGUGGUCCCAGAUGUCUGAUGGGUGCAAGAUUCUUGGCCUGCAGGUGGAGGCCAGUGGGGAACUACAGUUCUUAGUCAAGUGCUGCCAUCAGUCACGUCCUUGUGGCUUUGCAGAGCAUGUGGAAAGACUUUCAGAUCAAAGGUGUCACUGUCCCUCUUGGACUGCGAGAUGGGUGAAAUAUCUUAGGCUCGAAACUGAUUUUCUAGAGAGUGGUGUGCUCAGAUCUGAACACUUUUUGCCUUGGCCACUUUACUAGAUCCCUGCUUUAAAGGUUGCUUUGAAGAACUCCUCCUGAGUCUUGAUGUGUCAAGCUAAAGACAAGUCUGUACUGAAGCAGCGUCUGAUCUGAUGAGUGCUUCAGUACGAGGUUAUUCUUUGACAGUUACAGAAACACCAGGCCAAUCAGCCCUUUCAGGAGCGGAUUGAUUUGCCUCUCAUCUUAAGGAAGAAUGUCCUAAUUCAGGUCCCUGAAGUGGCACAUCUUCAAGUAGAGUUGCUCCAGCCGGCAAGGGGCAGCUCUGCCUCACGGCUGUGGUAACUCACGGCUCUGGCUCUCAGAGAUCACGACGCAAGGUGACCCUGACUCAAUGGCAGAGGAAGCGGAGAUGAUCAUCUGCUUUAACCUUUGCCUUCUUGGCUGGCAACCUUGCAGUCUUUGCUCUGAGUGGGUCUUGAGUGCUGUAACUCCCAGGCUCAGAACAUGUCCCCAGUCCAGGUUUAGGCAGAACGUGACAGCUAGAAUUGACUAAAACAAAUGUAAAGACUAGAAAUUAUGACUGUUCUGCUUCAGCUUUGGACAACUUAGCUUUAGAUUUUGAUACAGAGAAUGAGAUGUGUUAGCAAGAGGUUCUCCUGUGCUUCAGACGACGUGAUGAUGUGUGGUUUACGUAUGCAUCAUAACGCACAGUUCUAUAUGUAAUUUGUGACAUCUAGCGCGCGCUGCACUUUCAGCCUGUGGAAUGUGGUAACAAGCAGGUGAACCAGCAGCAGCUGUUUUGCAGCUGGGGUAACGCUGACCGAUUGAAAAAGGGGGUUAGAACGUGGAGUGCCUGGUGCUCUUCCUUCCUUGUCAUCUUACUUUACUGUCCUAAUAAGCAGGGGUGUUAAGCAUCUUUAGUAUUUUUGUAAGAAAUUAAAGGCACAAAGUAGACCAGCGAGAGAGACUGUCCAAGUGAAAUAUUUUGUGCUUUGUAACCAAAAAGUACCCAUGGGUAGGUGCAAUAAUACUUCUCUCAUGCAUUUGUUGGGGUGCAAAAAACUUCUGUUCCCUCCUUGCUCUUCGGUACAGGACAAAGGCAGGUCAGCGAGCUGGAAAGUUAAACCAGGGAAUAGGACUGUUUCUUCGGUACCGAGAAAGACAAGCUUGUAAAACAAACUAGACAGACUUACAUUGUACUAUUUAUCUUCCCUUAGCAAAGGUAAAGUUUGUGGCAUUUGUUGGCGUGUUUUUCCUGACCCCUAGCUACUGCAUCUGUAAUUAUUUAUUUUUGUUUUUACAAAAUGAGUUCAAAAUCUCUCAAAACAAAAACUUUACUAGAGUUCUGGAGAAAAAAGAAGCAUUUAAAAUUCUUAUCAGCUUCCAUCAGAGACCUGCUGAGUGCACCAGAGUUACUCAUUUUUAUUCAGACUUUCAGGGGUUAGUUGGGUUGAUUUCUGUUUAGCACUCAGAUUGCCAUGUUAACUGAUACCAGUUUAAAAAAAAAAUUUUUUUGAGUUAACCUUUUUGAAAAUGAAAGGACUUUUAUGGAGUUUAGAACUCUGAGGGGUUUUGGGGUUUUUUUUGUUUGUUUUGUUUUAAAGUUUUGCUUUUUUUACCAUUCCUUAAACAAGAUCCAUUCAAAUUCUGAACAGCUCUUGAAGUCUGCUCAGGAAUAUGGAAGGCCACAAGCAAAACGCUGAGCUGCUUGGACAUUCAAAAGAGCUAAAUCUGAGGGGAUUUCUUUUUUUCCCCCAUGGUGGUGGAUGUAGUAAUGUUGCAUUAUACAGGUGUCUCUCACUUCCUAGGAAAAAGAAGUGCUGCCUUCUAGACCGUGAAUUCCUUCUGAUUUGUAUUUGAAUGCCUCUGCUCAGCAAAGCAGUGGUCCUUAAUUGCCAUCUAUUUAAGCUUGUGCAAACUGAAGAAAUCGUGCUUGAAAUUUAAUUUAACUAUCAGUGGUGUUGGUAACACAUUUGGAAAAAUGUUUCUUGUCAAAUUUCUACGUGGAGGAGCACCAGGAAUUUUUAGAAGUAGAUGGAUAGGAAUCUGUAUGACACAAAGUCUGGUUUUGAAGGUGCUAAAGGUCAAAAGUGAAUAGUCACAUCGAUACUGAAGAAGGGAAGAAAACCUUGCACUUAACUACUGUUUUUACUCCCUUUGUCAAGCAGUCAAGAAAAUAAUAACUAAUAUGAGAACCCAACUUUUCCUCUCUUUAUUUUAGAUUUGGGAAAAUUCCCUGCCAAAAAAAAAUAUCCUGGAAAAUUCACUAGUGUUUGUGAGAAGUUAACUGGAAGUCUUUGAAGAUCAAUAUAUUUGCUGAAGUUGUCCAGGGUUACUUUUAAAAAGAAGAUUUCACUGAUCAAGCCAGUAGAAGACUUUCAGUCCAAGAAAGAGUGAAGCCAGCUCUUGCCAAGAGUGGAGGAAGUCACUGUUGAGUCAACCCUUAGAACCUGAGCUUGUCCUAAGAAUUUGUCCAUUAUGUCUAACCAAGGAGAUGACUGCUACUUCUAUUUCUAUUCCACAUGUAACAAGGGAGACAGCUGUUCCUUCCGCCACUGUGAAGCUGCUCUAGGGAAUGAAACAGUCUGCACGCUCUGGCAGGAGGGUCGCUGCUUCAGGAAUAUCUGCAGAUUCAGACACAUGGAAAUCGAUAAAAAACGCAGUGAGAUUCCUUGCUACUGGGAGAAUCAGCCAGUAGGCUGUCAAAAAUCCAACUGUGCUUUUCAUCACACAAAAGGACGCUAUGUCGAUGGACUUUUCUUACCACCAAGCAAAACUACACUUCCAAGUCCACCUGAGUCUGCAGAAGACGAUGUGAAAAUGGCUCAGAUGUCACUGCAGCAAAACAAACUUUCUGUCCAGUCAAAUCCCUCUCCGCAGCUGAGGGGGGUGAUGAAAGUGGAAAACUCUGAAAACGUCCCAAGUCCUACUCAUCCUCCAGUUGUAAUCAAUGCUGCAGAUGAUGAUGAAGACGAUGAUGACCAGCUUUCUGAAGAAGGAGAUGAAACUAAAACACCUGUCCAGCAACCAACUACAGAAGCCCAUAAUGGAUUGCGGAUAAUUUCCACUAGGAAAUCCAACGCUAAUACAAAACAAGAUGACAAUUUAAAUUUCGGAAUAAAAACACUUGAAGAAAUCAAAUUGAAGAAACUAAAGGAAAAAACAAAAAAACAAGAAGGUCCUUCAGGAGUUUCUGUUCAUCCGCUCCAAUCGCGGACUAUUCCUGUGCCAGAAAAGGAAAAUGUACGGACAGUAGUGAGAACUGUGACUCUGUCUACAAAGCAAGGGGAGGAGCCUGUGAUUCGACUGAAUCUUGCCGAGAGACUGGGAAAACGGAAGACCUCCAUAGCUGGUAAAAGUGUCCUUCCACUAAAGCGCAACCUUGCUGAAAGGCUGGGGAAGAAAAUAGAGAGUCUGGAGAAUGCUGACAAAGCACCAAAGAGAGUUCAAGUCACCAAGUCUCUGAAGGAGAGGCUAGGAUUGCCCUCUGAACAGACCAGUACAGAGACAGAGAAGGCUGCUAAGCCAACAGGAGAGAUCCAUGUGAAAACACUGGAGGAAAUUCGUCUUGAGAGAGCUAAUCAGAAACGAGGAGAGCCUCAAGCAAAAGCCCAAACUGAAGGACGUUGUAAAACAGAAGAUCCCAGCUCGGGGGCAAGACCUUCCCCUGCAGUUCGCAUCAAAACUUUCUCAGGAACCCUGGCUGAAAAAAAACAGAAGCGAUUGGAAGAAGAGAAGCAAAAAACAGAAGAGUUUCCUACCAAGACAAAAGUUGAGAAUGAGCCGAAGAAGCAGAGCGUACUUGCUCCAUCUGUGCCCAGCAAAGUGCAGGUGGCAGAGCCGGCAGGUAAAGCCAAGCCAGCAGGAGAAGUGCGUAUUAAAACCUUGGAAGAAAUCAAGCAGGAGAAAGCUCUGCGGAUGCAGCAGAGUGGAGAAAAUGUGCCAGCUCCACCAGCACAACCUGAACCUGCCCCGACAGGGAGGAGAUUGUUACGGAUUACAAAGCUAACAGUACCUGGAAGAGAAGAAAAGAAGGUAGUGGAAUUGAACAAGCCUUCUCCCAAAGCUGUCUCUGCACCUGCAGAGCCCUCCGAUCAGAGUGGAACUAAUUCUAAAGUUCAAGUGAAGAGCCUUGAAGAGAUAAUGAGGGAGAAGCGGCAACUGAAACAACGCCAAGAAGAGAAGCUUCAGAAGGAAGCAGCUACUGUGCCACCUCCUGUUGAAAAAGCAGUCAAGGAUAAAACUCCAGCAUCAGGGAGUCCUGAACCCACCGUGGUUUCGGGAUCAGCUUAUCAACUUGCGAAGAGGAUGUUGGUGAAAUCUCCGGAAGAUGGGGUUGAAAGCCCAGGAAAGGAUGCUGCUGUAUCACCAGGGAAACAGGCAGCUCAACUUCUGGAACGGAAAGCUAAAACCAAAUCUAAGGUGUGCCUGAAGCCUUUGGAUGGGAAAGCCACCUCCCCGACAAAGCAGACACUGAAACGUAAGGCAGCUGAGAGUCAUCCCUCUGCUGUGGCGGCUGUGAAACCACUGAGUACCACUGGUGGUGAUAUGAAGGAGCCUUCAGCUAAAAAAGCGGCUGUGGCCGUUGUUCCUGCUUUGCCAGACGACAGCCUGGUCUCCACACCUGGGAGAGAAAAACGCAAAGCCAGUCCUGAACUGCAUAUUGGAAGCCAGGCAGAUUCUGUGGCACAGUCAGAGGUCUCAAGCUCAACUUCAACUUCGUCACAAGUAGCGGUAAAGACGCGCCGGUUGAGCUCCACAGGGGCUGGGAAAGCACCCUUAUCUGUAGAAGAUGACUUUGAGAAGCUUAUUUGGGAAAUCUCAGGAGGCAAACUGGAAGCAGAAAUUGACCUGGACCCAGGGAAGGAUGAGGAUGACCUCCUCCUGGAACUUUCUGAAAUGAUUGACAGCUGAACUGCAUAGUCUCAAGGUUUAAAAAAAAAAAAAAAAAAAAAAUUUAAAACUCUAUAUUUUAUUGGAUACCCGGAGGUGAUCCUUUUUCUAGCUGAGGCUUUGCAAUGAGUCUUAAAGCACAGUUGAACUGGUAGAAAUUGGCAGCAUCUGCACUCAGUUGUCCUAAAUUUCCCUGCUGGUCAGAGUCAAGGUCCUGUGCGUCCAUUCUGUAACUGUCCGUGGCUACCUUCGGCGUUAAGAGGACGAAGCACUUGUUUAUUUCGGGACAGAGAGAUGCCCAUCUACAAACUGUGGUGGUUGUGAACUGAUCUACUGAUUCAGCGAUGCUCUGAAGGCUUAAACUUAAAGCUUCUUCCUUCCUCCCCCCCUUGGCAAAACUCAACGUUCGGCGCGUUUCAAAGCUUUGGUAUUCUGAUUUUGUGGACAGUUGAUAUCUAAAGCCUGGAGUUACUAUGUCAACUCUUGAGUUUUAUUUAUGUAUGCUAUCGUUUUGACUUUAAGGGUAACAAUGAAAAUGUCGGGGUGGGAGGGAGCAGAACAAUUACUCUAGGGUUUUGGACCAAACGUGCUGCCAAGGGUGGUGGUUGGGGUCAGUCCAUCCAGCCUUACUUUGAAUUAUCAGGGAUGAUACAGUGUCAGUGUGAAAAGCAGCAGCUCUGCAGUACAGCUAGAAUACCCCGCUCCCGUUUUGUUGUGCUGUACCAAAGCUUGGGGGGGGUUGGUGCUUUUUGCUGAUGUGAAUAGGAUUCUGGGGGUGGGUAGUCAAGAUUCCUCUCGUCGUCUGCGGUAAAUUGGUAAACUAAGAAUGGGUCUAAGUGCCUCUUGGUUCCAGGAAUCGCUCCCCCGAGCUGCUGGCUCGUCUUCUGCCGGGAAGCGGUGGCUGCUCGGACUCGCGUUCAAACACUGUCGGCUCUGUCUGACCUCCCGCCGGCCGUGCGGCACCCUCGGCGGCACCGACCCAAGGGAGAGCGUGGGCCCGGCGAUCCUGGAACUUGGUACUGCUGCAGGACCAACCGUGCUCUCCUUUUCGGACACGCCCCGGGGAUUCCUCCCUCUGGUCUCCCCUGUCCCACCGCUGGGGCUCGAGCUCCGUGUAGAAGCACGCGCUGGAGGCAGGACUGGAGGUCACUGGUCUGCCUCGGGUCUCUACGUGCAGUCUGAAUUUGUGACCCCGCGGAAAAUAGCCGAGACUGGGGUGUAUUGUGUACCCUGCCACCAGUGAUCGUUUUCCCUAGCAGAUAUAUUUUGAAUUAUUUUGGUAAAUUUUUGAAGAACUUCAGUCUCUUCCUACUAUGAUUUGUGAAGCUGUAGGGGCCCUCGGGCAUUUGCUGCUGGCA